UGCUAUCUGUUCUAUGGCUCGGGGAGGACGCAACAAAUUGGAAAUGUGGAAUACAGAAUUAAUUUUAAAUUCGUUUCAGCAUGUGCUCUCCCAGGUGACAAUUGUUAGGCGAACUUUAUUUGAUAAAUUAGCUGGACGAUUGUUGGCUUUUGAGGAGUUAUACUGGUUUUAAGGACUCGAUGUUGAAUCGAUGGUGUAUCUAAACUGUCAACUUACUGCUAUGAUAAAAAUACGAUCAUUUCGACUCCUUUGUUGUACAGAUUUGUAGUUACAAAGCGGCUAACCAGAGAGCAAUCGAAGCUCUGGAGAAGGUAUGAAUAGAAUGAGAUGUUUGGAGCAACACUAAUGGAAGUAGAUGCUGACGGAUCAUUGUCAUUUCCAGACCCUCAGAUAAAUUCAAAAGAUAACGGUAACAGUUCCUCUGCUGCUCUUUUUGCAAGAACGUAAAACUUCAAAUUUAGUAUUAAACGGCAAACAUUCUCUUGCCAAAGCUUUGAGUAUUGAAGAAGAGCAAUUUAUGCGAGUAUUUUACGAAAACAAACUUCAAGAAGUAUGCAACAAUUUUCAUUUUCCUCGUAAAAUCCAGGCAACAGCUCUUAUAUAUUUUAAAAGAUUCUAUCUACAAUGGUCUGUGAUGCAACAUAAUCCCAAAUAUGUGAUGUUAACCUGCAUUUAUGCAGCUUGUAAGAUAGAAGAAAAUCACGUCUCAGCUGAGGAGCUUGUCUGGAAUUUGAUCUUAUUGUUUAUGCACCUUACCGAUCAGUUAAAGGCUUAUGUAAACGACAUGGAGGAACUAUUCCAUGAGAACACUGAAAUGCUUCAAAUGCUGAAGGAAACAGCAAUGUCAGAGGUUGAUAAUAUUAUGUUAACAGAUGCCCCACUCCUCUUCCCCCCUGGGCAGUUAGCAUUGGCUGCAUUAUGCAGAUCAAAUCAAGGUCAUGGAGCUAUUGACUUCGAUAGACACCUGGACAGUAUCCUCUCUCGCCAAAAAUCUGCACAUACAAUUUACGAGCUCUUUGAGCGUAUAAAUUCAAUUGAAUCGUGGGUCAACAGAUAUGCCUUCCCAUCAGAAAAGGAUUUAAAGCACAUCAACAGAAGAUUAAAAUCUUGCUGGGGACUGGGCUCCAAUGACGAGAGUGAAAAAGGGAGAAGAAAUCAAAGCACAAAUCAAAGAAGAGUUCGAAUGAAACGCAAAAUAUACCUUCGCACAAUUAGCUGUGUGUGUCCUAAAUGGGCUCGGCAUAUUAUUUGGAUUUGUUGCCUAUGCCACAGCAUAGUCUAGAUCCUCGGUGUAUAAUUAGGAACAUUGCUGCUUGGCAGGUACUCUUAUCUUAGCCACCUUUGCUUCUGCUGACAGUCGUUUGCUUUCAAUCAGGUAAACUCAACCUCGGCAGGGUAAGGAGUUCUCUUGCAUGAAACCAGCAUCCUUGAGCCGCGUUCAACAUGAAAAUACGGAAAAGGAAAACAUCUUAUCAAGCACGGAUAAAAUUUGUCCCCUCUUUGGUACUCAAUUCUCUGAUUUUAUUCUUUUCUUCGGUCAGCAAUAUUUGUGGUCAGUGUGACCAAGAAAUUUCUGCCAAGUAAUGAUAACAUGGGGACAAAAUUUUGAAUUUCAGGCUUAUUCUGUC
Cucurbita moschata (crookneck pumpkin) is the source of this 1628-nucleotide messenger RNA. RefSeq names its product cyclin-H1-1-like. Gene Ontology annotation, biological process: regulation of transcription by RNA polymerase II; regulation of cyclin-dependent protein serine/threonine kinase activity. The record is from RefSeq and is a predicted model, not a curated record. Gene Ontology annotation, cellular component: transcription factor TFIIK complex; nucleus. Gene Ontology annotation, molecular function: cyclin-dependent protein serine/threonine kinase regulator activity. The coding region runs from base 518 to 1282 and encodes 254 amino acids. The transcript has 12 exons. NCBI's taxonomy places the organism in Eukaryota, Viridiplantae, Streptophyta, Magnoliopsida, Cucurbitales, Cucurbitaceae.